AUGCCUCCUCGGAAGGAUGUGGACGAAGCCUUGGCAGCCUUGGCCGACCGCCUCACCACCUUACAACAGCAACAGGAGACCCGUUUUGACAACUUUCAAUCCCUAAUGGAUGCCAGGUACGAAUCCAUCAAUAGCAUCCUAGCUACGGUUGUUGAAAAACUUGCUGCUGUGCACCCUUCCUCUUCCUCCACUAUUGAUAAUAGCCUUCCACCUCCCAUUCCUAAUCUCACCAGCCCUGGACCUGAGGGUUCUACUCCCCAUAACCUUACACCUCCCUUUCCCUCUUUUACCCCAAACCCCUUCUCCACCCCUUUUACCCCUCCACCUUUCACCACUAUCCCACGUCAACUUUCUUCCCCUAACACUAUGCAUGCUGUUCGCCCUCCCAAAUUGCAACUUUCUCAUUUUGACGGUUCCGAACCCCUUGAUUGGUUAUUCCAAGCAGAACAAUUUUUCUCUUACCAUCAAAUUCCCAUUGAGGCUCGUUUGUCUAUGGUUGCUUUUUAUAUGAAAGGCGAUGCUCUUUCCUGGUUUAAAUGGAUGCUCCACAACCAACAGCUCUCUGAUUGGCACGCUUUUGAGCGUGCUCUGGAGCUCCGCUUUGGCCCCACAGGCUAUGAAAAUUUUCGGGCUGAGCUCUUCAAAUUGCGUCAACACACCACUGUCACUGAAUAUCAACAAAGGUUUGAGAAAAUUUCUAAUAGGGUUUAUGGCCUUCCUCCUGAUGCUAUUGUUGACUGUUUUUAUUCUGGCCUCCUCCCUGAAAUUAGACGUGAACUCGCUAUUCUUAAACCCACCACCGUUUCCCAAGCCAUUGGUCUCUCUAAAUUAAUUGAGGCCAAGAUCCGAGACUCCAAACCCAAAAUACCUCUUAACCGUCUCCCACCUCUUCCAUCCCCACCAGCCACCACUACUUCCCCCUUGCCUAUCAAACGCCUUUCCCCAACUCAAGUCCAAGAACGUAGAGCCCAAGGUUUGUGCUUUAAUUGUGAUGCCAAGUAUCACCCUGGUCAUAAAUGCCAAACCCCAAAAUUUCUCCUUCUUAUGACUGAUGACCCUCCCCCUGACCCUAUAUCCCCAUUUCCCAACCCAUGCCUCCUCACUGAUCCCCCUGAUACCGAAACCCCUCUUAUUUCAUUUGACCAAGAUACCCCACCAGCUAUCCACUUUCACCUAUCUGCCCAAGCCAUUUCUGGGUGCCCCUCCCCUCAAACCCUCCGUUUCAAAGGGUCCAUUCUAGGCCUUCCUGUUUCUGUCCUGAUUGACACGGGUAGCUCCCAUAAUAUCCUUCAACCACGAAUAGCCAACCACCUACAUAUCCCCAUCACACCUACACCUCAAUUUCCGGUUAUGGUCGGUAAUGGUUCCCACAUUUUUUGUGUUGGUUUAUGCCCAGAUGUCGCCCUCACCUUGCACUCCCAUACAUUCUCCAUUCCUUUUUACUUAUUACCCAUACAAGGUGCUGAUGUUGUAUUGGGCAUUGAAUGGUUACGUACAUUGGGCCCGAUUGUCUCUGAUUUUUCCAUCCCCACUAUGUCUUUUACCAUUUCUGAUACACCUAUCACCCUUCAAGGCGACACCAACUUCACUCCUACACCAGCUACUUACCACCAGCUUUGCCACCUGCUCCACACUAAUGCCAUUGCUUCAUUUCACCUUCUUUCAUUUCAACCCUUAGACCCCACACCCUCAGCUGUUUCCCCUAAUAUCCCCACUCUCACUCACCCUAACCCUGCCAUUGAAGAUCUCCUUCUUCAAUUCUCACAUGUUUUCCUUGCACCCACGGGCCUUCCCCCAAACCGUCCCCAUAACCACCAUAUUCCCUUAUUACCUACUGUUUCCCCCAUUAAUCUUAAACCUUAUCGCUACCCUCAUGUGCACAAGGAGGUUAUGUCCUCCAUUAUCUCUGAAAUGUUACAAGAAGGCCUCAUCAUUCCCAGCACUAGUCCUUACUCCUCACCGGUUAUUUUGGUUAAAAAGAAAGAUGGAUCUUGGAGAUUUUGUGUUGACUAUCGAGCUCUUAAUGCCAUUACAGUGAAAGAUAAAUUUCCUAUUCCCACCAUUGACGAGCUAUUGGAUGAACUGGGGUCGGCUUCGUUAUUUUCUAAAAUUGACCUUCGCUCCGGCUACCAUCAAAUACGUGUACACCCCCCUGACACUCACAAAACAGCCUUCAGAACUUUUGAUGGGCAUUAUGAAUUCUUGGUAAUGCCCUUCGGUCUCACUAAUGCUCCCUCAACGUUCCAGGCAGCCAUGAAUGAUUUAUUUCGCCCGCAUUUGCGCAAAUUUGUUCUAGGCACCUCAUUUCAGCCCAAGGCGUCCAACCGGACCCUGAGAAGAUCAAGGCUAUUCUGGAAUGGCCCCGACCUCACGACCUCACCACACUCCGUGCUUUCCUCGGCCUCACCGGGUUUUACAGGCGAUUUAUUCGCCACUAUGCUACUAUUGCGGCGCCACUCACAGAUUUAUUACGUUCUUCCUUUCUAUGGAGUUGUGAUACAGAACAAGCAUUUGCUGCUUUACAAAGAGCCCUUGCCCAAGCCCCAGUCCUAG
Molecule: messenger RNA, 2553 nt
Organism: Cajanus cajan (pigeon pea)
Lineage: Eukaryota; Viridiplantae; Streptophyta; Magnoliopsida; Fabales; Fabaceae
Source: RefSeq, a predicted model, not a curated record